This is a messenger RNA of Hydatigera taeniaeformis, 2940 nucleotides long. Lineage: Eukaryota; Metazoa; Platyhelminthes; Cestoda; Cyclophyllidea; Taeniidae. The record is from the annotation of a GenBank genome assembly.
AUGCAGCGUCCAACCAACCAUAAGUAUCUACAUCUGGCUGAUGGCGAUCGUUGGAUUUGGUUUCGGAUUGCUUGCUACAUUGGAAAACUACGAAUAUGCCAAGCCAAAAGUCAGGCCCAGCUGGGGGAGUUGAAGAGCCGACCCUUUAUUCUAAAUGUCCAAUUUCCGCCUUCUAAGGUCACCGUGAGCAUUCUUCAUCAUGGUGACCUUCUGGCUGACCAGGAGGUAGAAGUCACUUGCGAGGCCGGGUCUGCCAAUCCACCGGCUCAUCUGCAUUGGCGAUAUUACCAUUGCAGUCGUAUCAAAAAAUACAUGCAGAGAGCCGAUCACUCUAAAAUUCUGCUCACCUCUCUCAAUCAAGUCGCCAAACCUUCGAUUGAGGCAUCUUCUGCCCAAACUAUAAUGCCUCAAGACUGCGAGAUGGAUGAACGCAUUGGCAUUGAAGACCCAACGACCGAAGGGAGCCAUGGUGGUUUCAUUUCUCGAAGUAGAUUACUCCUCCGACCUGAGUGGAGGGAUCACUUAGACAUUGUGGCCUGUCUCGCCUCCAACAGCGUUUACAAUCACUUCACAAAGCAAAAUCAAAUUCAGCUUAACGUCUGCUUUCGGCCCCACUUCAUUGGCUUUCAACCGGGAGAUUCCCACAGCAUUGUCGAAGGUAGUUCAGGAACGCUGGAUUUGAUUCCAUAUGGCAACCCAAGAUGCAGUAACAUUGCCUGGCUGGUAAGGGGAAAGGUCUUGAAAAAGAGUCCAAUUGAUCCCCGAACGGCUGAUUUUUCUAAGAGAUCGGUUAAAAAGGCACUUUCAAAACUGACUGGCCUUUAUCAACUGGAUGAACUACUAGUAAUCUGGAAUAUCAAGCGCAACCAAACAACUAAUGUGACCAUCAAAGCCGAAAAUAGUCUUGGAACUACUGAGGAGACCUUCUUCUUGGAUGUCACAUACCCUGCAAAGGUCGUCGGUGUUGUCGACGCCAACGUGAGCAUGGGUGAGAUGGCCGUUUUGGUGUGCAUGGCCAGAGGUAAUCCCAAUUCUGCUAUCAAUUCUUUCUCCUGGCAUCGUCUGCUAUUUCCCAAAUGGGAUAAGGAAGCUAACGAGGCGCCUGCAAUUGAAACUACCUCCCUCGGUUGCAACGAUGUAACGCGCAUAAAUGGAGUCAUCAAGCAUAUGGUGCAAUGCGAAGACGUUGAUCCAUUCACCAUGCGUAGUCAGCUACUAGUUUACAAUGUCACAAGGGACGAUGUUGGCCUCUACAGUUGUACUGUGGAUAACGGUAUUUCCGCAUCACAUCAAUCUCAAGUGAAGCUCUUCAGUGCAUGUAAAGACUCUCAUUUCGGAAACAGUGUGGCAGUGUACAGCUGUAUCACAAUUUUCUUCCUUUCAGUUGCCCCCGAAAUCGUUCGACAGCCAAAGUUUGCAAAAGUAGCGGCCCCAUUCGGGACCGGCGCAGUGCUACAGUGCUUUGUUCGGGUGGAACCAAUGCCGCGCGUAACCUGGCUCCUAAAUCGUCGCGACCAGGAGGGGCGCACUACCGUGGCCCGCGUACUCGACACCCAAUGUGGCGCCUUUGUAGCCGAGUUGGGUGUACCGUGUAUCAAACCGGCCAGGCCUAAGUUCUUUCAAACUCUUACGCAGAUCCGUCCUGGUUAUUAUGCUGCUAAACUCCACAUCAGUGCCGUACAUGUAUCAGAUUUUGGCCAAUACACCUGUAAGGCGGUGACAGCAAGCGGAGACGAAGAUCGGUUUGCAAUACAGGUAACCGGAACCGGUCCGCCAGAGAUCCCCUAUGAUCUGCGCUUGUUAAAUGCAACCGCCUUGAGUCUUCAGGUGGCCUGGGGACAAGGAUUCAACGGUGGUUACAAGCAAACCUUCACCGUAAACGCCAAAUUGCAUACUUUUCUUUACGAUAUUGUCUAUUCCUUGGUUUUAGUUCUGGAGAACCAUGAUGGAUUUGGUGGCUACCACAGCAUAAAGGCCGUUGGAUACUCAAAACCCAAUUCUAUAUUUAUCAUCGUUGCUGCUUGUGUAAUUGGAGGAAUGGUUAUUCUUAUAAAUAUCGUUGUAAUCACAUACCUUAUUCGGAAGAGGCACUCACGAGGUAGUCAGACCCCAGAUUUUUCCGCCACAAAAUCACAUAUUCUACCACUGGAGAAGCAGUACCGAGGUGGACCAGAACAUGGUAGUAGUACAAAUGAUGCUGUCACUAAAGUACAGCAGACCGUUCCAAUAAUGGUUGGUAGCUUAUUUCGAGGCUACACUAUGUUUUCAGGUGGUCACUACUGUCGAGAUCUGCAUCACAGGCACAUGAUUGGGGAGCAUUUCUAUGUGUCCGACCCCUCAAAAAUUGGCGAGACUGCCCAAGUGAACUCUGUCUAUGGAUAUGUACCCCACGGUGAUCAUGGACUUGAGUUUAGCGAUCCAGUCUGCAAGUCGGUCUACAUGUCAGGAGUACCAGCGACUUCGUGCAUCAAUGAGACUAACUAUCCUCAUAUUCAUCGCACUCUAGCAGGUGGUGAAAGUCACACAUCUCCGGUUCCAGUGCGAACGCUUAAUCACCACUCGAUAUCUUCUGUACCAAAGGUGUCCAAAAUCGCCUUUGGUCAAAGCCACCAAUCUGGAUCUAAGUUCUUCGGCCGUUCACGAAGUCGUCUGAGGCGCAGGCAGAGCUUUAGUGAUGCAUUACAUAGAGGACUAACUGCUAACGGGAUGUUGAACUACCACUCGCGUCACUAUCGAAGCACACUGGAGAGACUACCUGCAGGAAGCAACUAUCCCGACUCAUCUUAUCCUUUCAAUCCACUUGACGACCAGCAGUGUGGAGCAGACUCAAGCAGAACACUUCUCCUAAAUGGCAUAUCCAUGAGUGAGUCGGCGACUCGGGACACGGAGCCGUCUGCUUCAAACAUCGAAUGGCGUGGCAUCCCUGACGUUGUUGUCUAG